AUGCUGGAACUGGACAGCACCGCGUUUCUUUCUCCUGCGACUGCGCUUUAUGCGCUUACUGCGGCGAUCCUCAAUCUGGAUCUCAAAUACGUGUUUGAGUUGGAUACAUUCAUUAACAGAUCAUACGGUGGUCAGCUGCAGUUUUUGACCAUCCUCGGCGUCGUCUUCAGCUACAUCACAGUCACCAUCGGGCUCAUGGGCCACAUCAUGGACUCCCAAUCCCUCAUCGCGACCAAGAACCGCUUCCUCCUCAUCGCCGCCCCGGUCGAGGUCUUGAUCAGCGUCCUCUACGGCUCAAUAUUUCUUUACGACAAAAAACUUCUCGUGCCCGACAACAUCGACGCCGUGCUUCCGCCGCUGGUGGAUUUCGGACUGCAUGGCGCUCCGUCUAUUUUGUUGCUCGUGGAUUACUUUGUAUUCACUAGUAACUGGAUCAUUCACCCUGCUGCCACUUUUGUUCUCUAUUCCAGUCUCGGCGUGGGAUACUGGUUCUGGACUCAAAAGACAUAUGCAAUGAACGGGUUUUACCCUUAUCCCCUUCUCGAGAUCGUCACGACUCCUCAACGCAUCGGGAUUUUCGCCGUCUCGAUCAUCAUCCUGUUUUCGAUCUAUCUCACUCUCCGAAAGAUCCACAUGGCGAUCCAUGGUAAGAAGCUGCCGGUUCCUAUCCAGGAGAAGGCUAAAUAA
Myxozyma melibiosi is the source of this 687-nucleotide messenger RNA. Its product is annotated as FAR-17a/AIG1-like protein. Gene Ontology annotation, cellular component: endomembrane system; membrane. NCBI's taxonomy places the organism in Eukaryota, Fungi, Ascomycota, Lipomycetes, Lipomycetales, Lipomycetaceae. The transcript has 4 exons. The record is from RefSeq and is a predicted model, not a curated record. The coding region runs from base 1 to 687 and encodes 228 amino acids.